CAGAUUCUGUUUUGUGAUCCAGAUUCCAAAAGUUUUUAGUGGCCUUGAGAUUUUUCAGUUUUUAUUUGAGUCGAUUCCCCAGGGAAACCACGCACGGGGGUUUGUUACGUGAAAAAGGGCGAUGAAAAGUUAAGUGAUUUCGGCUCCGCAUCGAAAUUAGGAGGAAUGUUUCUCCGACGCUUUUGUUGUUUGCGAAGUUUCCUCCCGGUAACGGGACCUAGAGUGCUGGCACGCUGCAGUUUCGAACCGCACCAGAAAUAUAGCCGGUCAAUUUCCACGGUAAUAACACGAUUUCCAACUUUGAGCCAGCAGAAUGCUUCCAACAAUCAACAGAGCGGCAGCAAAAAUGGGGACACUUUUCCUAGCAGCAUUGACGAUCGGAUUCUAAGGUAUCUGGAAAGUCUACGCACCGAGUACUAUGCGCUUAAGGUAGCCGACAAGGUAGAGGACAAGGACUGCCGACGUAUGAUGGCAAUGUCCCAAGUUGUCGAAAUGUACGAGCAACGUAAAAUCAUCGUGGACAAUCUGAGCUCGCUGAACGAGAUGAGCUCGGAGAAAGACGACGAUAUGCUGCAAUUGAUGCGUGAAGAAAAGGAGGCCUAUUCCGGCAUACUGGCCCGUUUGGACUCAGAAAUUAUGCACUGCAUCAUGGAAAUGGACGAGGAACAGGAUUACAGUUCGCUGGUCUUGGAAGUGGCGGCCGGCGUUGGUGGUCAGGAAGCAAUGUUGUUUGCCCGGGAGCUCCUGGACAUGUACGCUUGUUUUGCCGAUUAUAAAGAGUGGGAAAUCGAGGUGUACCAAACCGAAGACACCGAGCUGGGCGGCAUCAGGCACGCCUUUAUGAUCAUCAACGGGCGAGAUGCGUACAAAUUCCUCAAGUUCGAAGCCGGAGUACACCGGGUGCAGCGUGUUCCUUCGACGGAAAAAUCGGGCCGGAUUCACACGAGUACGGCCACCGUUUCAGUUAUUCCCAGGCUGGACGAUGCUUCGAUUGAGCUGAAUGAAAAAGAUUUGAAAAUUGAAACCAAACGAGCGAGCGGGGCUGGCGGACAGCAUGUUAACACCACGGACAGUGCCGUUAGAAUUGUCCAUUUACCCACUGGUAUUUCGGUAGAAUGUCAAACUGAACGUUCACAAAUCAAAAACAAGGAAAUUGCCAAGCAAAAGUUGAUAGCUAAAUUGACACAAAUUCAGAUGGACAGUAGGAUGAAUACAACUCAGUCAAUGAAAAAAUCUCAAGUAGGCACGAGCUUGAGGAACGAAAAAAUUCGUACGUACAACUACAACCAGGAUCGGAUAACCGAUCAUAGAAUCGAAGGCGGUACAACACAUAAUUUAAAAGGAUUCCUGCAAGGUAAUGAUCAAUUGGAGGGUAUGAUUCGAAACGUUCAAUACCAGCAUCGUAAAAAGCAAUUGAUGGAAAUUAUUAAUCGAAAUGUCGAAACCUGUAAAUGAAGCGAUUCGAUGUCACAAUGAUUCAAAUAUAUUUGACGUUACUUCAA
Molecule: messenger RNA, 1502 nt
Organism: Uranotaenia lowii
Lineage: Eukaryota; Metazoa; Arthropoda; Insecta; Diptera; Culicidae
Gene: mRF1
Product: peptide chain release factor 1-like, mitochondrial
Exons: 2
Coding region: 166-1455 (429 amino acids)
Biological process (GO): translational termination
Molecular function (GO): translation release factor activity
Source: RefSeq, a predicted model, not a curated record